Molecule: messenger RNA, 1158 nt
Organism: Cladocopium goreaui
Lineage: Eukaryota; Dinophyceae; Suessiales; Symbiodiniaceae
Source: the annotation of a GenBank genome assembly
AUGCCGCUGAGUAUUCUUUGGGGCUCCUCUGCACUUCAGUUGAUGCAUCAGAAGGUUGGAUGGAAGAUCGUUACAAUAUGGACCUGCUCAGCAAUUGCACUCGUGGUCACCACGGCCGCAGUCAUUUACUGGUUGUAUGAGUCGACAAGGCUAACCCGCAAGCAGCUGCAACGUCAAGUCAGUUUGAAUAUGGAGCUUCGCUUGGCGCGAACUAUUUGCUACUUUCCGUUUCAAAUUUGCGCGCUCGCAUUUGCAACGUUGGUUUUUCCAUCGACGGCAUACUCCCUGGAAAUGGUGAUGGCGAUUGCAGCCAGCGUCGUUAUGGGGUGUUUAGUACAAUACUAUUUACAAGCGCUCGGAGGAGGAAUCAAAGGAAAUUUGUCCAAGACCUUACUCCAGAAGACUCCAGAAAUGAAAUGGUGGAUGCCCUCUUAUCUUGGAGGAGUGAAUGACAUGCUACCUGGGAUGGGUUUUGUUUACAGCAAACAGCCUCACUCUUUGGCUCUUUCAGACAUUCAUCGAGCGACGAAUCUGGUGGAGAUGUUUAUGUGGAUCUACAUGAUUACAACUGCUGUGCAGGUGGGCUUCAGCGUAUUUCCCAUGCCUGUCUAUCAAAACAAGGAUGGCUGGUGUGUGCAAGAUGAAGCCAUGAGUUCUGGUCUCUCCACGACAAUUCUCAUUCUCCAGAUUCUUUCGACGUUUAUUGGCUCAGCAGGAUUCAGCAUUAUCUCUUCUGCUGCGCAUCACGUGUAUCAGGAGCUAGAUCCUGACAAUGAGUUCCACUUCAAGAGAAAGGGUUCCGUUGGAAGCCUCUAUUUGCAGCUACCGUUGCUGAAGGUCAUUAUUGGUCUACUCCCAAUCCAAACGAAGAAAGUCAGCAUUCCUGUGUCUGUGCAAACGAGCGAGACCCCUCUUGGAGGGGGGAACUUUACGACUAGCUGGACAACCCUGAGUUGCCCCGUCUUCGACAAGAGUGUAUGUACGCCGAUGAUCUUUUGUGGUGUUGUCACUAUCUUCAUGGCAUAUCUCGCAGUCGUGCAAAUGAGGAUUUACUCACCUGAUGAAGUUUUUGAUGAAUACCUCGAAAGUGUCAAGAGCAAGCUUGUCGAACCGCCUUCAGAAUCUUCCUCCGACGAGGAAGUGGAACUUUGCGCGUGA